AUGGUGAGUAGUUCGAAGGAUGAACCGGGAGGCGACCUCGAGAAUUCCUCUGGAAAUGCGCCGGAGUCCAAUUCAGAGUGCCUUUUUGCCGCAGGCGAGAAGGUCCUUGCCUAUCAUGGUCCCCGUAUCUAUGAAGCCAAGGUUAAAAAAGUAGAGUUUCGGAAGAAUGAAUGGAAAUACCAUGUCCAUUACCUUGGUUGGAAUAAAAAUUGGGAUGAAUGGGUAGGCAUGGAUCGGUUGAUGAAGCAUAUUGAAGAGAAUGUUUUGAAGCAGCAGGCCCUUGAUAAGAAAGCUGGCGUGGACAAGAAUGCGAAGUCAGGGCGUUCGUCACAAGUGAAACCAAAAAGUUCAUCUGAUAGUAAAUUGGAUAAUGAGGAGACUAAGAACAAUGUUGCAAAAGGGAAGAAGCGAAAGGCUGACUUGGGCAUUGAGAAAAAUAAUUCAGCGGCAGAAAAACUCCUCAAAAUCCAAAUUCCAUCAACUCUAAAGAAGCAAUUGGUUGAUGAUUGGGAGUUUAUUACUCGGCAGAAUAAGCUUGUAAAACUUCCUCGAUCUCCUAAUGUCGAAGAUAUUAUUGCAAAGUACCUCGAUUACAGGUCCAAAAAGGAUGGCACGAAGACUGAUGCAGUUGGAGAAAUUUUGAAGGGGCUGCGAUGUUAUUUUAACAAAGCAUUGCCAGUUGUUCUAUUAUACAAAAAGGAGCGCGAACAGUACAAUGAAUCAGUUUCAGAUAAUGUCACCCCAUCAUAUAUAUAUGGUGCAGAACAUUUAUUGCGCCUCUUUGUGAAGUUGCCAGAAUUGUUGGCAUAUGUGAAAAUUGAUGAGGAGACUUUGAUUCGGAUGCAGCAGAAAUUGCACGAAUUUCUCAAGUUUCUGCAAAAGAAUGAAAGCACUUUCUUUCUUGCUACAUAUGAUGACCAUAAAGUAAUUGGAGGAAGUGGCAAAGGGAAGGAUAGCUGA
Messenger RNA from Fraxinus pennsylvanica, 960 nucleotides. The record is from the annotation of a GenBank genome assembly. Lineage: Eukaryota; Viridiplantae; Streptophyta; Magnoliopsida; Lamiales; Oleaceae.